AUGUUUACUAAACCUGUUGCUAGCUCAUCAGCAUAUCACUACAUCGCCACCAUACAUUAUUCCUCCGAUUGUCGGGACGGCUCAUCAGCAUAUCACUACAUCGCCACCAUACAUUAUUCCUCCGAUGGUCGGGACUGCUCAUCAGCAUAUCACUACAUCGCCACCAUAGAUCAUUCCUCCGAUGGUCGGGACGGCUCAUCAGCAUAUCACUACAUCGCCACCAUACAUCAUUCCUACGAUGGUCGGGACUGCUCAUCAGCAUAUCACUACAUCGCCACCAUAGAUCAUUCCUCCGAUGGUCGGGACGGCUCAUCAGCAUAUCACUACAUCGCCACCAUACAUUAUUCCUCCGAUGGUCGGAACUGCUCAUCAGCAUAUCACUACAUCGCCACCAUACAUCAUUCCUCCGAUGGUCGGGACGGCUCAUCAGCAUACCACUACAUCGCCACCAUACAUCAUUCCCCCGAUGGUCGGGACGGCUCAUCAGCAUACCACUACAUCGCCACCAGAGUCUCCAGUACCUUCAAAAUCUUGUCAGUAUCUGCUAUCGAGAACUCGUGA
Molecule: messenger RNA, 561 nt
Organism: Nematostella vectensis (starlet sea anemone)
Lineage: Eukaryota; Metazoa; Cnidaria; Anthozoa; Actiniaria; Edwardsiidae
Product: histidine-rich protein PFHRP-II-like
Exons: 2
Coding region: 1-561 (186 amino acids)
Source: RefSeq, a predicted model, not a curated record